Molecule: messenger RNA, 2289 nt
Organism: Papaver somniferum (opium poppy)
Lineage: Eukaryota; Viridiplantae; Streptophyta; Magnoliopsida; Ranunculales; Papaveraceae
Exons: 5
Coding region: 1-2289 (762 amino acids)
Biological process (GO): DNA integration
Molecular function (GO): nucleic acid binding
Source: RefSeq, a predicted model, not a curated record
AUGGGAGAAGGAGAUGGAACAAACUCAUCAGGUGGAACAAAGGGAAAAGACAUAGUCUAUGAUUCGCCGAAGAAAAAUCCGGUGUAUCAUCUUGGAUCAAGUGAUGGUCCUGGAAUUCUAAUUACUCUGAUUGCUUUGAAAGGAACCAAUUAUGAUGAAUGGGCUAGAGCCAUUAGAAGAUCUUUGAUAGCUAAGAGGAAGUUUGGUUUUGUUGAUGGUACCAUUAAACAACCUGAAGACCCUGACCAGUUGGAGGAAUGGAUUGUUUUCCAUUCAAUGGUGGUUUCCUGGAUUAAUAACACACUGGAUUCUUCAAUCAGAUCCACGUUAGGAGAUUAUGACGAUGCGGGUCUUCUAUGGACACACUUGAAGAAGAGAUUUUGUGUUGUCAGCGGCACAAGAAUCCGUCAACUAAAAUCUUAUUUGAGUGAGUGUAAACAAGGGAAGUCUGAGAGUGCUGCUGUCUAUUAUGGAAGAUUAAACAAAAUCUGGGAUGAGCUGGUGACAUAUAUGAAAAUCCCACAAUGUAAGUAUGGUCUUUGUACCUGUAAUAUUUCAACUCCGGUAACUAGCUUGCGAGAAGAAGAUUAUCUCCACUAUUUUUUGAUUGGCCUGAAUGGUAUGUAUAGCUCAUUGCGUGAACAAUUGCUAGCAAGAGAUCCUUUACCAACCAUUGAUGAUGCGUACCAAAAUGUGGUGAACUCUGAUAGAUUAAGAACGGGAGAUGGUAUUCUAUCUAAAGAAGUGCAUGAGAAUGUGAUGGCGUUUAAAAUGGGUCAAAUCAUUGGCUACCCUGAAUGGUGGGUUGAAAGAUCUCGUGGUGGUAGAGGAUCUGGUAGAGGCGGCAGAGCUGGUGGUAGAGGCCGGGGUAAUUAUGUUUCUGACAGAGGUGGAAGAGGAUAUGGCAACACCAAUAUGGUGCGUGCAAAUAAUUUGAAUGUACCAGCAGCACGGCAAUAUAGUGGUACUACAUCUGCAGAUGGAGCUAGCUUGGUUGGCGUAACAGCGGCUCAGCUUCAACAAAUGAUCGAUAAGUUAGCUUGUGUUGUGCAAUGUACUAACAGUUUAUGUCUUAUACAAGACCGGUUGACAAGGAAGGUGAUUGGAGUGGGUGAGAGACAAGGUGGACUAUAUCUCUUUCGUGGUGUACCUUCAGUUAAAGUGCUUGCAGUUCGUGGAGAUUCGUAUGAGUUAUGGCAUCAAAGAAUGGGACAUCCGGCAGAGAAAUUUGACAAGGAAAUCAAAAAUGUUAGGAGUGAUAAUGGAACAGAAUUUAAUACUUUGCGUGGUUAUUUUAAGACCAAUGCAAUAAUAUUUGAGACGUCUUGUAUUGGUACACCCCAACAAAAUGGGAGAGUUGAGAGAAAACAUCAACAUAUAAUGAAUGUUGCAAGAGCUGUGAGAUUCCAAGCUAAUUUACCAAUACAGUUUUCGGGGGAGUGUGCAUUGACUGCAGCAUACUUAAUUAACCGAACACCAACACCUUUGCUCAAUAAUAAGAGUCCAUAUGAAAUAAUGCUUGUAAAGGAGAUAAGUUUGCAAGUCGAAGAAGAAGGUGUUUAUUUCUUGUUACCCAUUAAAAAGUCAUAUAAUAUUGCUCCAUCAAGCAUUGAAACAUGUUGGAGUGAUGAUGAGGAUAGAGAAGAAGUACAGUCGCCUGGAGAAGUCAUUGAAACUCGACAGCCUGAGAUGCAGCAACAACAAAGAAGUGAUGAUACACAUCUUGGUAUUGAAUGUGUAACAGAAGAAUUGCAAGGAAGUGUUCAAGAACAACCUGAGGAGACUGAACAGGAUGCUUCAUCCAAUGACACUUCGGUGGAAGUUGCGGUAGAUAAUAACAUCAGUGAGAUGGGUAAAGGAAAACGUCAGAAAAUUCCUUCUAGCAGACUCAAGGGAUCUGUGACGCAUACAAUACGUGAAAAUAGUCCACCUUCCACUCAACCUACACAAUCAUCAUCCUUAGGUACACCUUAUCCUUUGACAUAUUAUGUUAGUUGUGAUCGUUUUUCUGUUGUGCAUAGAAAAUAUCUUGCAGCUCUAACGACGGCAAAUGAGCCCAAAAGAUUCAAAGAAUCUAUGAAGCAUCCAGGAUUGGAAAAAUCUAUGGCUGAAGAAAUAAAAUCUCUAGAGGAACAAGGAACAUGGGAAUUGGAGGAAUUACCACCUGGUAAGAAGGCAUUAGGAAGCAAAUACAUUUAUAUAGAGAAGCGUGAUGAAAAUGGGAAUUUGAUACGUCUAAAGGCAAGAUUGGUGAUAUUUGGGAAUCAUCAAGUUGAAGGAUUGGAUUAA